Messenger RNA from Rosa chinensis, 1509 nucleotides. RefSeq lists its product as uncharacterized. The record is from RefSeq and is a predicted model, not a curated record. NCBI's taxonomy places the organism in Eukaryota, Viridiplantae, Streptophyta, Magnoliopsida, Rosales, Rosaceae. The transcript has 13 exons. Gene Ontology annotation, cellular component: chloroplast envelope. The coding region runs from base 1 to 1509 and encodes 502 amino acids.
AUGGCUACCUGCUUCACUCUUCCACCAAUCCCUCGUCAUCUUCUCGUUUUCAAAGCUGCACUUUUACCUAAUCGUUCCCAAACCUCCAAUUUCCCGGGCGCUGCCUCCAGGUUUCCACAAUCUAGGGCUUCCGCGUCAGCUGUCAGAGCCAGCAUUGCAGCGAUCAGGCCCGGCGGUGCCGUCGAGAGCGAUAAGUUACCUUCCGACGUGAGAAAGCGAGCAAUGGACGCUGUGGACGCUUGUGGAAGAAGAGUGACUGUUGGUGACGUGGCCGGCAGAGCUGGGCUUAAGCUCCAUGAGGCUCAGAACGCUUUGCAAGCUCUCGCUUCUGAUACUCAGGGCUUCUUGGAGGUCUCCGAUGAAGGCGAUGUACUCUAUGUUUUUCCCAGAGAUUAUCGAGCAAAACUUGUAGGCAGAUCUUUCAUAAUGAGAGUUGAGCCGCAGCUUGAGAUGGCAAAGGCUGGGGCUGAGUAUUUAGCAAGGGUUUCAUUUGGAACUACUCUGAUUGCUUCCAUUAUUCUUGUGUUCGCUGCAAUUCUUGUUGCCCUUAUAGCCAUUGCCUUAAAUGAAAAUGUUGAUGUCAUCCCUUCGACGUCUUCAACUUCUUCUUUCGCUAGUGGAGGAAGUUCAUAUCGGACGAGUUAUGAUUAUUCAAUUGAUGUUUUUCCCUCGUGUCGGACUGAAGUGUAUCGGAAGCAAAAAGAAAAACCACAACCAGUUGCUGGGACGUUAAAAUUUGGUGAAUCUUUCUUCUCAUUUGUAUUUGGCGAUGGUGAUCCAAAUCGAGGAAUCGAAGAAAAGAGAUGGAAGCUGAUUGGGAACUACAUAUCCUCUAAUGGUGGUGUUGUUGCAGCUGAAGAGCUUGCUCCAUAUCUUGAUAUAGAAACUACAGGGGAUACUCUGACUGAUGAAGCAUACAUCUUACCUGUUCUUUCACGGUAUGAGGGUCAGCCUUUAAUAGAUGAGGAGGGAAACAUUCUGUACCAGUUUCCAUCUCUACAGCGCACAGCUUCUAGGAAGAUGAGAAUAUGUCCAGAGAUUGUUGGAGAAGCUGAUAAAUUUUUGAAGGAGGAGAAAUGGCAAUUUAGUAAAAUUAGUAUUGCUAAGAGAGCAAUGGUCGUUGGACUUGGUGGACUCAAUGUAUUUGGGGUUCUCAUUCUGAGAGGCCUAUUACAGGAUCCUAUAGUUGCACAAGUUGGUUUUAUCAAGUUUAUUACAAGCAUAAAUCCUCUACUUCAGAUUUAUGCUGGUUUCUUCUUUGUAAUUCCUCUGUUCCGGGGGUUUGUCUUGCUCAAGACAAAUGCUGACAUAGAAAAAAGAAAUCAAGCCAGACAGCAAUUUGCUCAAGACAUUGAAUUGCCUGAUCUAUCACUAAGACGAAAGCUCCUCAGUGCUCGGAACAUGGCCCAAAGAAUUGUCAUAGGGCUGGACAGAAUUGUUUAUAGCUCUUCCAAGGAUUUGUUUGAACAAGAGUUGGAUAGAGGGUUUCAACAGAUAGACAAGUCAUAG